Trichoderma gamsii is the source of this 669-nucleotide messenger RNA. RefSeq lists its product as hypothetical. NCBI's taxonomy places the organism in Eukaryota, Fungi, Ascomycota, Sordariomycetes, Hypocreales, Hypocreaceae. The record is from RefSeq and is a predicted model, not a curated record. Bases 1 to 669 code for a protein of 222 amino acids. The transcript has a single exon.
AUGCCGCCCUCAUCUUCCUCCUCCAAACCCCCUCCCCUCCCCCUCGCCCCGGACCGCGCCGCCAUCUCCAACAAAAUCUCCCUCCUCCUCUCCAGCCGAACGUCUCUCCUCAAGACGCUCAAUCCGCCCUCAGCAGCGUCCCAAACAACAAACACUCAGCGCCGCCACCACCAAGCCAUCAGCUCAGACGACAUCGAGCAGCUCUUCUCCGGCCCGCGGCCAAACGAAGGCGUCGGGUACGUGCCGGACGCGAAAGCCGCCGCGGGGAAAGACGCCACUUCAAAGGAGGACCGCAUGCUGCGCGGACGGCUGUUGGGCAAGGGCAGGAAUCAAAAAGGUGGAAAGAAGACGGCAUUUGCUACGGAGAGCGAGAGUGAUGAGGAGCCUGGGAGGAGUGGACUAGGGAAGAGGAAGAGGCCGAGGAGGGAGGAAGUUGUCGCUGUUGCGGAAGAGCAGGUGGAUAAAGUGGAAGAAGAGGAGAAAGCUGCAAAUGUGGAAAUGGGCGAUGACAAGAGACAAGAUGCUUUUGUGGAAGAUGAGACUGGCGGCAGUGGUGGUAAUGAUAUUGAUGAUGACGAGAGAGAAAGGAACAAAAAGGAAAAAAAGAGGAAGAAGAGGCAAAGGGAGAAGCAGAAGCAGAAACAGAAACAAGCAAACCCUGGUUCUUGA